This is a messenger RNA of Trichomycterus rosablanca, 4818 nucleotides long. It is a transcript of the gene pi4kb, whose product is annotated as phosphatidylinositol 4-kinase, catalytic, beta. The coding region runs from base 107 to 2662 and encodes 851 amino acids. Gene Ontology annotation, biological process: phosphatidylinositol-mediated signaling; phosphatidylinositol phosphate biosynthetic process. Gene Ontology annotation, molecular function: 1-phosphatidylinositol 4-kinase activity. Lineage: Eukaryota; Metazoa; Chordata; Actinopteri; Siluriformes; Trichomycteridae. The transcript has 12 exons. The record is from RefSeq and is a predicted model, not a curated record. Gene Ontology annotation, cellular component: membrane; cytoplasm.
CGGUUUUUCGGCAUCCUAUAGGGAAUCUUAGCUUCCAAAUGGAGCUGUUAGAACAGAGAUAGAGCGAGAAAACCAAGUCUACUAAGGGGCUUAAGCUUAUCCAGCCAUGGGUGACACAGAGCUGGAGCUUUCCCCUUCCCAGCUGGAGGAGCUACAGAAGAGUCCGUCGUCCACCUCCACUACCUCGUCUCUCUCUCUGCCCUCCUCACCAUCCUCUGAGCCACAAACAUUCACCAGCCCCAGUGCCAGUGAAGGCUUGCCCACUUCUAGCCCAUCGCUGGAUGUCAUAUCAGAAGGUGUGGGUGAACUAAGCCUGGUCAUUGAUACUGAAGUGGCCAAAAAAGCCUGUCAGGAAGUCCUCCAGAAGCUUCUCAAAGUCGAUGGAGAAACCCCUUUACCUGCUACUGAGCCUAAGUUGGUAAAUGGAACUGAAAACACCGAACCCCCAAAUGGAGAUGGUACAGUUUCAGGCAAGCCUCCGAAGAUUAGUGAGGAGGAGGAGGAGCCCACACCGGGUACAGUGAAGAGUGCACGACGACGCCACAAGAACAACUCAUCAAAGCAGUCUUGGCUGCUGCGUCUGUUUGAAUCCAAGCUUUUUGACAUUUCCAUGGCUAUUUCAUACCUAUACAACUCAAAGGAGCCAGGUGUGCAGGCCUACAUUGGCAACCGGCUCUUCAGCUUCCGAGAUGAGGAUGUGGACUUUUACCUGCCGCAGCUGCUAAACAUGUACAUCCACAUGGAUGAGGAUGUGGGUGAUGCCAUUAAGCCCUAUGUAGUGCACCGCUGCCGACAGAGCAUUGGUUUCUCUUUGCAGUGUGCCUGGCUGCUGGGUGCCUAUUCGUCUGACAUGCACAUCUCAACACAGCGGCACUCGCGUGGCACUAAACUGCGCCGACUUAUCUUGUCUGACGAGCUAAAGCCGACUGGGCAGCGUGCACGCCUCCACCAGCUGCAGCAGCAAAAUCACAACCUGGGUCCAAGUGUAAGCGAGCAUGGCCUUUCACCCUCCAAGCGUACCCACCAGCGCUCUAAAUCAGAUGCCACCGCCAGCAUUAGCCUCAGCAGCAACCUGAAAAGAACAGCCAGCAACCCCAAAGUGGAAAGCAGUCCGGACGAGGACAUGAGUUCCAGCUCCGACAGUCUUGAGUUAAAGGCUGGUACCCCUAUACGACUGACGCCUCAGAGGGAGUUCAUUAAGUCUCUAAUGGGCAUCGGAAAGAGAUUGGCCACUUUGCCCACGAAGGAACAGAAGACCCAGAGACUCAUUUCUGAACUGUCACUGCUGAACCACAAGCUGCCGGCACGUGUGUGGCUGCCCACUGCAGCAUUCGACCAUCAUGUGGUGCGAGUUCCUCACACGCAGGCGGUCGUGCUCAACUCCAAAGACAAGGCACCAUAUCUAAUCUACGUGGAAGUUUUAGAGUGUGAGAACUUUGAGACAUCAAACGUGCCGGUAAGGAUCCCAGAAACACGAAUCCGCAGCACACGAUCAGUAGAGAAUCUUCCAGACUGUGGCAUGACAGCCGAGCAGCGUGCCAGCAGUUUCUCCACUGUGCCCAAUUAUGAUAACGAUGAUGAGGCCUGGUCUGUGGAUGAUAUUGGAGAGCUACAGGUUGAGCUGCCAGAGAUUCACACAAAUAGCUGUGACAACAUCUCCCAGUUCUCAGUAGAUAGCAUCACCAGCCAGGAGAGCAAAGAGCCUAUUUUUAUUGCUGCCGGAGACAUAAGGCGGCGCCUUUCUGAACAGCUUGCUCACACCCCAACAACAUUUAAAAAGGAUCCAGAGGAUCCCUCAGCAGUAGCAUUAAAAGAGCCCUGGCAGGAGAAGGUUAGACGUAUCCGGGAAGGCUCUCCAUAUGGGCAUUUGCCUAACUGGCGUCUCCUCUCAGUCAUAGUAAAGUGUGGUGAUGAUCUCAGACAGGAGCUUCUUGCCUUUCAAGUGCUGAAACAACUACAGACAAUUUGGGAGCAGGAACGUGUCCCUCUGUGGAUUAAACCCUAUAAGAUCCUGGUUAUCUCAUCUGACAGUGGCAUGAUUGAGCCAGUGGUCAAUGCAGUAUCCAUUCACCAAGUGAAGAAGCAAAGUCAGCUCUCACUGCUCGAUUACUUUCUGCAGGAGCAUGGCAACUACACUACCGAGGCCUUUCUUACAGCACAGCGCAACUUUGUUCAGAGUUGUGCUGGCUACUGUCUGAUUUGCUACCUGCUGCAGGUUAAAGACCGGCACAAUGGGAACAUCCUGCUGGACUCCGAUGGCCAUAUCAUUCACAUUGACUUUGGAUUUAUUUUGUCAAGCUCUCCAAGAAACUUAGGCUUUGAGACAUCUGCCUUCAAACUGACCAAUGAAUUUGUUGAUGUCAUGGGAGGUCAAGAUGGAGACAUGUUUAACUAUUACAAAAUGUUAAUGCUUCAGGGUCUAAUUGCUGCACGCAAACACAUGGAGAAAGUCAUCCAAAUAGUAGAAAUCAUGCAACAAGGUUCUCAGCUGCCCUGCUUCCAUGGCUCCAGCACCAUCCGUAACCUGAAAGAGCGAUUCCAUAUGAGCCUGACAGAAGAGCAGCUGCAGGUGCUGGUGGAGCAGAUGGUGGAUGGCUCUAUGCGCUCAAUCACCACCAAGCUGUAUGAUGGCUUCCAAUACCUUACCAACGGCAUCAUGUGAAUGCUGGUGUGACUGCGGACUGGGACGUUAGAACUGGAAAAAGCUGCACCACUUUCAGAGGCCACUUCCGGGCUCUUUCUUAACCCUUUCCAUUUCCAUCAUUCUAGCAUGUUUGUAUACCCAGACUGAAUUUUUGAUCAUGGAUUUUAUACCCUAUUUGAAGAGGUUCUCAGCUGUGAAGUUUUGUCUUGUCUUUUAACAUUCAACAGCCCUGCUAUGGUUUGAUUCCUUGCUCCUCUUUAUUCAAUUGUUUUGUUCCUUCUUUUUGGAAUCUGCUCUUAUUCUGAAUCCUAGAACCUAGUUUAAAACGAGGCUGUGAGAACUCUUUGCUUUUGUGACCUAAAUGUUCUUGUUCUUUUUAUGUUUUUUUUUUUUAAGUAGUUGUGUUUGUGUCACUAACACUUUCUAUUUAAAGUAAGCAACCUACAGUUUUCACACCUUUAUACAAUGCAAACACUGCUGGGGGGCUAACUGAGCAGCGCACAUACUGAGUAAUGUGUUGAGAUUGUAUAUAGUGUAUAUGACUGAGAUGUGGUGUAAGCAGCCCAGAGUCAUCAGUGGGGUCUCUAAAUUUGUCUGAUCAGUGUUAUUUUAGGGGAGGUUUGAGAGAACCAGGCAAUUUUCUCAAAUUUAUAUGCAAUUUUUUUUUAUCUGCUACUGGUUGAAACAAACUUGUUUCUCAAAAGAUGCACUAAUCGUCUCCAAGCAUUUUAUUUGGCCUUCUGUAACCUGUAACAAUGUUUUUCCCAAGCACAUGAAAAAACACCUGCAAAUACAGUUGUGUGUGAGAUACAAUCCAAAGAAUGCCAGUAACAUCAGAUUUGGUUCAGUUUAGUAGUCAAAGAGAACUGAAAGACAAAAACACUAUUUAUUGCCUAUUUACAAUUACUUGCAUUCUUACAUACUACAUCUGAAUUGCUUUUUUUUUGUAAGAGGUAAAUUCAUUUCAGUUUUUAGACAGCAUUCUAAGAUUCCUCAUUGUGUACAGAUAUACAUAAGCUGAAUUUUUAAUUCAUUUUGCUUUCUUUCAGUCUAGUUUGAUCCAAUUACCCGAUUGCAUUUUGCUUCCUUUACUGCUGCUGAUCACCAUUUCUGACUGAGGAGAGCCGUGACUAACGCGCACCCUUUCUGACACGUGUGUAGCAGCCAAUCGCUGCUGCUUUUUACCUGCAAGAGGCGGGUUUAUUUGGGGAUCAGUAUUGUGUAUAGAGAUGCAUGGACUGAUCUUUAUCCCCCUUCUCAUUGUGCAGGCACCAUUGAUAAACCAGCAGAGGUUGUAAUGGCAGCAGUUUUGAGGAAUGCUAUCCGGUAUUCCCUGCCUACCUGACAGACGUGCCCAUCAUUGUCUGUGUCUCGUGAAUUUGACACGUCAGCUCUGGUGUGCUUGCAUGUUUUACCUUUGCAACACCUAAGCACAUAAGCUGAAUUUUAAACGUUGAAAAUGUUUCAAGUUUUGUCAUAAUGGUGGGAAGCUGUUAUAUAACCAAGCUGUUAUAUAACCUAUUUUUAAAGGUUCAGAUGUUGUCAAGUUGGGCUAACACUGACGAUUGGGCAAAUGUGCUGAACAGACCAGAAAAUCUCAGUUUGAUUCAGCUUAUUAAAUGUUACUACAUACACAGGCAUGCAUUAAAAAGCAUGCAAUACCUUUGAAAGAAGCAGCAAGUUUCUUCUGUAACAGACCUUCUUCAGGCUUCCUUUUAACAGCCAUGAUCCAGCUCACUAAGUGUCUAAUAAGCUCAUGAGCUGCUUUAGGUUUUGAGCAGGACAGGUUAGGAACUUUGCACGCCAGUGGGCCCAUAGGACUGGUGCUAAGAAACACUGACCUAUAACAUGCUGGUUCCUACUGGGGAGUAAAGACUCCUGAGCUGCAACAGGAAGUAGCUUUAUUUUAAAAUGGCCUGUAUGCGUGUUAACAGGACUUUUUUUUCUUUCUUUAGAACCAUUUUUUAUUUCCUGUUUUAGUUGAAGCCCAGUUGUUGUGAUUUAUUUAAAGUUGUUUCAGUAAGUCGUUUAAGAUGUGCAUCUUUCUUUUCACCUUUUAUACUUUGUUUCUAUGUUUUUUUCCUUUGUAACUUGUUUGAUGGACCAGCUCUUACUAUGAUGUAAAUGACCUCCCAUAACUGAAUGUUACUUUGUAUAAUAAAUUAAUGUGUCUA